Trichechus manatus latirostris (Florida manatee) is the source of this 7839-nucleotide messenger RNA. It is a transcript of the gene MLLT3, whose product is annotated as MLLT3 super elongation complex subunit. The record is from RefSeq and is a predicted model, not a curated record. Bases 220 to 2070 code for a protein of 616 amino acids. The transcript has 11 exons. Gene Ontology annotation, molecular function: chromatin binding. Gene Ontology annotation, biological process: positive regulation of DNA-templated transcription. Gene Ontology annotation, cellular component: transcription elongation factor complex. Lineage: Eukaryota; Metazoa; Chordata; Mammalia; Sirenia; Trichechidae.
CCUGGAGCUGCUGCUGCUGCUGCUUUUGCUUUUGGGGCUGAGUUUAAUAAGCGAGCGAGCAAGCGAGCACGGGGGGAAAAAGGCAGAGAAUGUCCGCCAUCUACCCUCCGCUCCUAGGCGCGCUCUCAUUCAUAGCAGCCUCUUCAUGAAUUACAGCUGAGAGGGGGCGGGGGAGGGGGGGACCACACAGCACCCCAGCAAACCUCCGGGCCCCCAGGCAUGGCUAGCUCGUGUGCCGUGCAGGUGAAGCUGGAGCUGGGGCACCGCGCCCAGGUGAGGAAGAAACCCACCGUGGAGGGCUUCACCCACGACUGGAUGGUGUUCGUGCGCGGCCCGGAGCACAGUAACAUACAGCACUUUGUGGAGAAAGUCGUCUUCCACUUGCACGAAAGCUUUCCUAGGCCAAAAAGAGUGUGCAAAGAUCCACCUUACAAAGUAGAAGAAUCUGGGUAUGCUGGUUUCAUUUUGCCAAUUGAAGUUUAUUUUAAAAACAAGGAAGAACCUAAGAAAGUCCGAUUUGAUUAUGACUUAUUCCUGCAUCUUGAAGGCCAUAACUCCGUGAUUCUAAUGAUUUUAAGAAAACAACUUGCUUCGUUCAAUUCCUUGAUAAUGGUCGCCCUCUCUGUGUUUCUCACAUACACUCUUCCCACCUGUUCCAUUGUGGUAGUUGGUUUAUAUAGAAUCAGUUUAAGAACAGUUUUGAUCACUUCAUGCAGAGCGCACUCAAGAAAGUUGGCUGCUGACUCUGCCCUGAUGUUUAGCUUUGAGUUUCAUUUCUCUCCUGUCUUCCUGCAGGACCCUAACAGGAGUGUUCACACCAGCAGCAGCAGCAGCAGCAGCAGUAGCAGCAGCAGUAGCAGCAGUAGCAGCAGCAGCAGCAGCAGCAGCAGCAGCAGCAGCAGUAGCAGCAGCAGCAGCAGCAGCAGUAGUACCAGUUUUUCAAAGCCUCACAAAUUAAUGAAGGAGCACAAGGAAAAACCUUCUAAAGACUCCAGAGAACAUAAAAGUGCCUUCAAAGAACCUUCCAGGGAUCACAACAAAUCUUCCAAAGAAUCCUCUAAGAAACCCAAAGAAAAUAAACCACUGAAAGAAGAAAAAAUAGUUCCUAAGAUGGCCUUCAAGGAACCUAAACCUAUGUCAAAAGAGCCAAAAGCGGACAGUAGCUUACUCACCGUCACCAGUGGACAGCAAGAUAAGAAGGCUCCUAGUAAAAGGCCCCCCGUUUCAGAUUCUGAAGAACUCUCAGCCAAAAAAAGGAAAAAGAGUAGCUCAGAGGCUUUAUUUAAAAGUUUUUCUAGCGCGCCACCACUGAUACUCACUUGUUCUGCUGACAAAAAACAGAUAAAAGAUAAAUCUCAUGUCAAGAUGGGAAAGGUCAAAGUUGAAAGUGAGACAUCAGAGAAGAAGAAAUCAACUUUACCACCCUUUGAUGAUAUUGUGGAUCCCAAUGAUUCAGACGUGGAGGAGAAUAUGUCCUCUAAAUCUGAUUCCGAACAGCCCAGUCCUGCCAGUUCCAGUUCCAGCUCCAGCUCUAGCUUCACACCGUCCCAGACCAGGCAACAAGGUCCUUUAAGGUCUAUAAUGAAAGAUCUGCAUUCUGAUGACAAUGAGGAGGAGUCAGAUGAGGCAGAGGAUAAUGACAAUGACUCUGAAAUGGAGAGACCUGUAAAUAGAGGGGGCAGUCGAAGUCGCAGAGUUAGCUUAAGUGAUGGCAGUGAUAGUGAAAGCAGUUCUGCUUCUUCACCUCUACAUCAUGAACCUCCACCGCCCUUAUUAAAAACCAACAACAACCAGAUUCUUGAAGUGAAAAGUCCAAUAAAGCAAAGCAAAUCAGAUAAGCAAAUAAAGAAUGGUGAAUGUGACAAGGCAUACCUAGAUGAACUGGUAGAGCUUCACAGAAGGUUAAUGACGCUGAGGGAAAGACACAUUCUGCAACAGAUUGUGAACCUUAUAGAAGAAACUGGACACUUUCAUAUCACAAACACAACAUUUGAUUUUGACCUUUGCUCACUGGACAAAACCACAGUCCGUAAACUACAGAGUUACCUGGAAACAUCUGGAACAUCCUGAGGAUACAACUGGAUGCAUCAAAAACUAUUGGGAUUUUUUUUUUUUUUUUUUUUUUUUGGUUGUGAGUUUUUUUGUUUGUUCGUUUGUUUAUAUGAAAACACUCAGAAUGAUGCAACCAAAAGGGAAAAAAUAAAAAUCAAACAACCUUCAGCUUUAUUUUUCUUUAAAGCCAGUCAUCAUCUCUUGAUAAAGGAGAGGUUAGGCAAACCAGCCUCAGCGGACCACUCUUCUCUCCAAGGAAAUCCCCGGGAAGAGUUAGCCUGGAUAGCCUUGAAAACAAACCAAUCAAACACAAAACAAGAAAACUUAAAGAAUGUGUAUGGUAUCAUGUCUCUCUCUGUGGUGGUUCGUUCCACAAGAUGAAUGCAUAUUCAACACACUGCCUUAUUACAUAACUGAUCUAUUUAUUAUCAUAUACAGAUAUUCUAAAGUUGUUGAGGCAAUGACACCACCAGAUGUUGUAAGUGCUUGGUCCCGUGGAUGCUCUUUCAAUGCAACGCCCUUGCCAUCCCAAGCCCAGUGACCUUACUCGUAUUCUGUGCCACUUUCCACCAACUUUUCAAGUCCUUUAACUUGUUGCAGUCUGUAUUUUCCAACUUUGUUUUUUCUAGUUCCAGGACACAAAUUAUAAACUGGAGGGGAGGGAGGGGACCAAAUAGCCACCCUGAUUUUCUUCUUUGUGGUCUUUUUCCUGAAAGUUGGGGCCAGUCCUUGGCUGUAUCCAUGUAAUGAUCUUGGACCAUGGUAGAAAAUGCACCAAAUAGGAUCAUAUGAAUUGCUGUCUAGCCUUAGUCAAUAAACCUGUAGGGCUUUUAAACAAAAGUGUACCUGUAAGCGUCCUGAAUCCAGCAUCCUUGAGCUAUCAUCAUUCUUGUGUCUUUUACUGUUACAAUAUUAGAUAAAUAUGGAAGUAAAGGCAUUCCACAGGAUCAUCAUUUAAAAAAAGAAAUACUGGUCCUGUUUUCUAAAGAAAUGUAGAAAUUCUUAAUUUGGAUCUAUUUAUUAGAGUUUCAGCUUUCUUCAGCUGCCAGUGUGUUAUUCAUCUUUACCAUAAAACCUGGAAUAAGAGAUUUUUAUUUGUUUGAAUGUGAUCCUCUUAGACUCUUUUAUAUUUGAAAAAUUAAAAUCUUUCUUUGGGGGAAAAUUCUUGGUUAUUCUACCAUAACAGAUUAUGUAUUAACUUGUAGAGUCAGUGGUUUGAUACCUGUUUAGUCACUUGCUUAUGUUUCCAGAAGGAUUUCUUGUAUUGAUGAAAAUAAAGAUGGUUGGGGGGGGAGCGUAUUUUUGUUCUUGAUGUACCCUUGUUUUGAAACUAGAAAUCUGUCCUGUGGCAUGCAAAAGAAAGCAAAUUAUUUUUAAAAAGAAAGAAAGAAAAAAGUACUUUUCCUGUCAUUAUUCCAUACUCUCCAUAAAUGGAGAAAUGUAAAGUGAGAACAGCUCAUCUUGUAAGUUUUUACUAGGAACUCAACCAAAAACAAAAGAAAUGAAGACCUACUUCUGGAUCCAAAGGUUCGUUCACUGGAUCAGCCUUUUGAAAGUCUCUAUGUGUGCUAAUAGACCAGUAUCUCCCUUCCUUAUCCCUGCGCCAGAUGCUGUCUUUUCAUCCAGAGAUUAACUAGUGUCUGUACAGAAAAUGAUCUUUCCAGACCCGUUCUUUUGGGCAGUAAUGUAAAUGCAAACUGAUAAUGGAGUUAACUCUGCAUUUUAAAAAGGGGUUUUUACAGUUUCUUUCUAUCCAAAGAAACUUAUUUUUUCCUUUAAAAAUUAUAAUACAGCCAUGCUCCUUAUAAAUUUCUUCUCUGAAGUGUCCCAGAGGACAAGUGUAUUUUUUUUUCCAACAAUGUUCUGACUCUUGAUGGUGAUCGGCAUGAACCGUACUUGAAGUAUUAGUUUGUAGUCCAUUUCUCAAUGUGUAAUUUCAGAGAAACUUUGAGUCAUUUUGGACAUGAGGUGACUGCUAAAUUGUGUGGCUUUAGUUGUGCUUUGUUUUAAAUUUUACAGGUGGGAGGGGAGAGCAAUGUUUAUAUGGAAGUGUUCGCAAAAUUGAACAGCAGUCUUUAAAAAUUUCUAGCUACUAAUCCACAUAUUCUAAUUAAACCAGAAAGUUACUUGGUUUAACCAAAAUAUCUAUGUAAUUUAACUAGAAAUGUGUAUAUGUAGUUUGGGCCAUUUUUAUUUUUGUAACUAAAUUAUGUAGCAAAAUCUAUGCUUUGGCAAUAUAAAGGUUUUUUGUUUUGUUUUUUUUUCCCCCAACUUGCUAACCAAGAAAUUAUAUAACGUAAGAAAUGACCAAACAAAAAAGAUAACAAGAAAGGCAGCUAUUACAGUGAUGAAAUUUAGAUAAUAAAGCAGAUGUCUUGAGAAUAUCAAAAUAUAAGUUUGUAAAUUUUAUACCAAAAUUGGGGAAAAUUUACUAGUCUACUACUAUUCCUUGAGACAGCAAAAUGACUUUUCCAUGAGAUUCUGAUAGAGUAAGGGUCACACUGUUGAUAUUUUGAAGUUUUACUCUUCCUCUCGUUAUCUAAUUUUUAAAUGAAGAAAUAAAUCCAUUUUCAAUUGAUUUCAUAUAGUUACACUUCUCUUAAAGUAACUCAUUCAGUUCUGCCACGUUUCUAUAUGCUCACCUUUGAAAUCUGCUAAAAUAUAUUUUUAGUACAUGUAUCCUAACCGUGGCAUUGGUGUUUUAAGCACUAGGGGAAAAUGGCAGGGCUUAAUUUCUUUGGUGUGUGUACAUACAUAUAUAUAUAUAUGUUUCAAAGAAAAUUGAGUGAAUGUGAAUAUGGUUUGAAUCAGCCAGAGUAUAGUAAAUUUUCCUUAAAUCUUUCCAUAGUGAUUUGCAGAGAAAAAAAAAGAUUGUACAAAGCUUUUUCUCCUUAUAAACUAGCUUUUGCCUCUGGAUUUGCAUAAGGAUGUGUAUGAGGGGGAUCCUUUUAUCUUAGGGUAUAGCAGUCAUGUUAGCAACAAAAAUGUUCGCAGUUAUUUCAUAUCUUCAUUACAAUCCAUGUCUCUAUAUGUCUUCAUGUAGACAGAUAGGUACAUCUAUAUGUGCUUGCAUAUUGUGUUGACAUAAGGAAGAACAUAAAAACUUAAGAUCAGGAGACAACUCUAGGGGAAAAAAUCUCUUAAGAGAGGAUCUUAAAACAUUUUUAAAUCAGUAAAUUUUUAAAUCGGUAAGCAAAUCUCUCUAACCUGAGUACCCACCUUUAUGUGGAAAGAGCCAAUAAAAUUGGUGGUAUUCCACUAAAAAAAAAAAGAGUUCUGUUGACACAGACCCACCUAAUCUUUACAAAAGACUGUUUAAGCCUACAUAACAUCCGACACACUAUUGAGAGCCCCUCACGUGUAGUUAACAUACUUGUUUAAGAGAGACUUUACUCUUAAAUGUUUUAACUCUACCUACUUAAUGGAGUUGGAUGUUCAGUGUUAGAAAUGGUCAAUGUUUGUGUUUGGUGGCUUGUGUUCAUUUUUCGUACUAUAGAAGUGAUCAUCUCUGGGGUAAUUUGCUGUAUACUUAACCACUUUCCACCGUUAGCGUUGUGUACUAAUGCCAUGCACUGCUCCUAUAUAUAUAUGUGUAUAUAUAUGUAUAUAUACACAUAUAUAUACAUAUAUAUUAUCAGAAUAAUAUUGCUUUGGACUGUCACUAUAGAACUAUGACUGUGAUGUAGAGACUGCCACGGCUGCAGCCAAUGUUAAGGAGGCAAUUCCCUUGAUUUAGUUUAGUCUUGGCCUGCAGUCUACAUCUUUUGACCUCUUCUGUUUUAUAUGAUGUUUUUAAUUAUGUAGGCACUGCCAUCCUUGAAAAUUCCUUGUACAGAUACAUUGAAGAAGUCAAUUUAAAAGGAAGACAAAGCAACCGCUGUCUGUAAACUGUAAAUAUGUAUUUUGGCACUUGUACUCCAGUAUUCUGAAAAUAGAGUUCUGAUGGAAAUGCUGACAGAUCCUUAAUGGUGGCCGGAGCUACCAUGCAGUGCAAAAAUAAAUGAAGUAAAAAUGUAUUCUUGAGAUUAACAGCUCAAAACCAAUACGUUUUAUAAAUCUGUCAGUAUCUUUUUAAUGGAGUGUGUAUGUGUAGCUAUGGUGAAAGAUAUGCUGUGUAUGUGUGUACGUACAUGCUUUUAUGUAAACUAUGAAGCAGACGUAAGAUGUAUUUCCCAUUUCUAAAACCCAUGUUGAAAUGUAAGUAGAGAUUGACAGAAAUAGGUGUUUGACUUAAAUUGAUAUCUAACCGAUCAUGGCUCUAUUUUCUUUAUAAUGUAUAGACUUACUGAUUUAAGAGUAAUUACAUCACAGUUUGGCUUUGCUUUGCAUAGGAGGAAAAAUGAGCCCUUGUUUUUCUCAAGAAGUGAUGCUGGUCCUAAGGAAGAAUGAAUGGAGAGAUCAGAGGCAUCCAGAGAAGGAACAAUAUUCCCUAAGCCAGCUGAGGAGAGAGUCCAUGCCUCAUUCAUCUCUAGCACCAUUUUCUAGGUCCUAAAACUGGCACUUUUUUUUUUUUUAGGAUUUGCAGAGAUUGGGCAAGAGAUGGUGGGACACAGUCUUGGCAUAAACAUGAUUAAUUAUAAAAAAGUCUUUUUUCUUUUUCCCUCUAUUCCUUUGAAAAGUUUUGUUCAUGAGCUAAACAGUGUGCUAUUGGUAGACAGACUCAGUCCUACAAAGGCCUUGCAUCUACUCCACUUUAGCAACAAGAAAUGCUACCUUGACUAAAUAGAAAGGAAAAAAAAAAACUACUACAACACAGAGAAUAAAAUACAUUUGGUUUGGCAAAUAACUAAGGAAUAGGAUAUAAUAGCCUCCUUAAUAGUGAAGGGACUUUUACAUCAAAUUUGAGAAACGCCUUAUCUUCAGACUGACUGACCAUUUAGAGGAUCAUGGUGGAUUGCCUUGUAUCUUAUCAGCCAGAAGCUGAUACUAAGUGUGGAAGCAUCAGCCCGAGAUGGGUUUGGGUGGCAGUUAAGCUUUCUAAUGGCCACACUUGAAUUGGGCUAAUCUCUUCCCUUGUUUCAGCCCAAAUAUUGAUUGGUUUAUUUUAAAAUAAUGGCCUUGCAUUUUCUCCAGUAUGGAGAGAGGGUCAGGAUUAGCAUCUUGGGCCUGCUAAAGACAGCUCAGGAUGUUGUCCCAGAGAGAUGCACUCACACAAGAAGUGACUGCUCUACAUCGCUUUCCUCAACAUGUUUGCUCCACCACCUGUGAGAAUUGUGCCCCCCAAGGGUGGAUUAACCGGUAAUCAAGGUAUGCACGGGCUUGUGUUUACUUACUAAUCUGUAGGGCACAAUUUCAUCUGUUUUGCUGGUGAAAUUGUGCCCUACAGAUUAGUAAGUAAACACAGGUAAACCCAUGCAUACUUUGCUUAUUGAGUAAUCCACCCCUGGCCCACUUGGAUAUGCAAGGCGAUCUGGGAAGGUAUGGCAGCUCCACCAAGCCCUGUGCACGGCUUUUCCUCUGCUGUUGUUAAUUCAGGUAGAUAGUGUCCAAAACUAGUGCUCUUGUUUUUUCUGACAAGUGGAGCAACUUAGAGUAUUUUAUUGUUUCCUUGCCCGAGAUACCACCCAAAUAGAAAAUACUGAGCACAUUUCAAUGCUUGUGCUUUCUAUGCCAGGUAAUAGGAUCCACACCUUCCUGUUUAUGUACUCCCCUUCUUUAGAGGCAUUUCCAGUCUUUUCCAGAGGCUGUUAAAUUUUCCCGGGCUGUCAGCUUAGCCUCUUGGUCUUAAUUUCCGCUUAAUUAAAGAAGGGUAACCAAUAUGGUCCCCAAGGGCUAAUGAAAGAAAGA